Culex pipiens pallens (northern house mosquito) is the source of this 4071-nucleotide messenger RNA. RefSeq lists its product as uncharacterized. NCBI's taxonomy places the organism in Eukaryota, Metazoa, Arthropoda, Insecta, Diptera, Culicidae. The record is from RefSeq and is a predicted model, not a curated record. Bases 73 to 1707 code for a protein of 544 amino acids. The transcript is spliced from 2 exons.
UAAUUUUUAUAUUUUUCUUUUGGCCAAUCAAGUACUCCUUGACCUACUCCACCUGUCACAACACAUCCCGCAAUGAAGCGUUCCCCCUCCUCGCUGGAACUGGCCUGGCCAUCGGGGCUCCAGCACGUGGUCUUCCGCGAACUGGGAUGGCACUGUGGCCGCGACUCGGGUCGUAACAUCCGGGUCGCGCGGACGAACCUUGCAAAAGCUUGCCAGGCGAAUCCCGAGGCCAGCGACUGUCACUUGCGGCGAGCCGUCACCGAGUUGGGCGAUUUAAAUGUGGAAGCGGCGUUGGAGAACUGCCGGAACGGGUUGGCCGUUGACGGAUUUGAGGAAGAUUUUGGCGGUGUGGAGUUGGAGGGAAGGAUUCUGUUCGAGAGGGGUGACUUCGAGGAGCAUGCCAGAGUGACGUUUAAUAGGAAGGAAUUGCUGGUGGGGCAUCGGAGGAAGCAGCUGAAGGCGGAGUGGCAGAUUGCGGUCAACAAUUACGAGAAUAUUCUGGGGAGGAAAGCGGGCGGUUGCUUGUACGAAUUACGAGGGAAUAUCGCGAGGAUUUGUAACCGUCAAGCAGGUAAACACAAGAAAGAUCCUCAGGAGUGCGAUGUAGUCAGUCUACAGGAAGAGGAGCAUGUCGAAGCUCACAUCCGUAAGGAGAAGAAGCUUCAGAAGGAUACGCGAAUGCUUGGUCAACUAUAUCUGGGUAAAACAUGGAAAGAUCUUGAGUUUCUCCAAUCUCUACGAGGAAACGGGCAACACGGUAACGUCGUAAGACUUCCGGGAGCAAAAGAGAGUUCCGAAUCGAUGUCCAAUACCAUAGAGGAAUGCUAUCAGAAGGUAUCCCACAGUCUACACCAGCUUCAAUCCAGAACUCCAGUGUACACACUUCGAAACAAGCGCUUCGGAAGUAAACAAUCCGCCGAUUCGUACACGCAGGAAAACCUUUUCAAGUGGCGCUACAAGACGUACCGAGAUGUCUACAACCAGCUCGAUCGCAUGCACGAACUUCGAGAGCAACGAAAUCUCCAGGAACUGCUGAAAUUCGCCGAAGAUACUCUGUGGAACUAUUACCAGAUCAAAACGACUCGCGUCUUUCCGGACCAGUUCAAGUUCACCGCGGAAGUGUGCAACCUGGUCGGUUUGGCAGUGCUCGAUCAGCUCGAAGUUCCACUAAACCUCAUGGAUGACCCCCUCGAAGAUCGUCUCCGUCACCUGUUCCACCUUCCACCGCUUCGCGAAACCGCCCUAGUAGUCCCAAUCUUCGGCGACAAAUCAACCUUCCGUGAUCCGGCCGCCCCCGACAAGCAGUACCUCAGCUACCGGAACCGUCGUCUCAAGCUGGAACACCGACUCCACCACAGCAAGUACCCGAUCGAGCAAGCCCUGCUAUACCACGCCCUGGCCCAAACGCACCUCGACGGUGAGCAGCUGGACACGGCCCGGAUCAUGGCCGGUAGCGUCAUGCGAGCGGCGCAGGAAGCGGGAAGUAACCUGUGGUUUGCGCUCGGAACGCUGCAGCUGGUGGCCGCCGAUUGUCUCCAGCGGAACGUGGAAAAGCUGGCCCGAUCGCUGACCAGUGCUGCCGGGGCGGCGAGUGCGCUCAAGUGCCACCGGCUGCGGCAGGUGAUUCAUGUGGCAAGGAUUAUAAACGAUGAACUGAUCAGUAAAAAGAAAAAGAAACGAGAUUCUCAGGAGAGUCAACUUAUGUAGAUCGGUACAGUGUUUAUUAUAUUUUAUAACAAGUUUUAAAGGAUGCUUAAUAAAACACAAUAAGGCUUUCUAGGCCCAGUGAAAAAAAUAUAAUUUAACUCAAAAAUGACGAACUCCUCGUCACAGUGUCCUGAUGCAAACAAUGAUCGAGCUGUAGCUGUCACAGCCCUGCGAAGUAUGUUGGCUGACAUAUCGGGCAGUCAGUCAAAUAAAUCAGCUAGAAGUCGCUUGACAAAAAAAAAUUGCUAGAAAGAGAUAGUAAACCUGAUGCAAACAAAAGUCCAGCUGUCAUGUAAACAUACUUUGAAUGUGUUGGUAAAUUUCUGACUAGAAAGCCUUAUACUGCAACGUAACCAGGGGGAUGCUAAAGGUCGCCAUCUUGAGUGAUUGAGAUUAAUAACGCACGAAAACUGCGCACAGUGAAAACAAAACUAUUUUUGCUUAUCAAUAAUUCAAUUUUUAUUAUAAGAAUUACUGUAGUAAAAGUCAAAUUACACAGUAGUAAAGUUAAAUGUUUCAUGUGAUAAAAGUACAACUUUUAGUGAAGUCAUCGGCCCGAUGUGUGCUUCAUAAUCCCAAUUUUAGUAUUUUAUUUUGCAAAUAAAUUGAUAAAAAUCACCUCAAAAACAUACACUAACUUUUGAACUUACAUUGCGGUAAAAUUUUACAUAAAAACAAUAAUUACUUUAUUUCCAUUUUAUGCCAGCAGUUUUUGUACUUUUUUUGCUUUGAUUUGGUUCCGUAACGAACAGCUGUUCUUUUGUGCUGGCGCCGAAAUUGACAGCUUCCUGUUGUUCUGGUGCCGAAGUUGACAGCUUGCUGUAUUUGAAACCUUUUCAAUUAAUCUUAAAACUCAAUUUUGGAUUUGUGCAAUUCUUUGGGGCUUCGGUAAACAUUGGAUAUUCGUAUUAUUUUCCCGAGCAGACGGAGAUAACUUUGGAAUAUUUUUUUUUUUUUUUGAUAUUUGAAAAUACUAGGCCAAUAAAAUUUUAUUCGUUUUCGUUUUCGUUUUACGGAGCAAGGUGGGGGACGCGGCCUCAAGUCAGUCCAAGUCCGGUUUCUUGUGGAAAAAGGGUAGUGGCCGAACUAGUAUUGCAUACCAAAUGAACACCACCGGAAGAUAUAGGGGAUCGGGAGGGGGGAGGUGAAAGAAAAUUAGUGUUGGUGUGAGUAGUAAGAACUUGGAUGACUUGAGCAGUUACGGUAAUCUAAGUUUAACACUGAAUAAAGAAAAUCUGAAAUUGUGAUUCAAAGUAAGAAGGCCCGGAAUAAAUUAAAUUAUUAGUUAAUUAAAUAAGAAAAUGUAACAAAUCGGAGAUCUAUACAAAAGAAACCUAUGAUGUAUUCCAAAUUUAAAGAAAAUAAAAAAUACUAGAGAAAAAAAAAAUGAAAACUAACUGCCGACCUGUCACGUCCGUCAAUAGUCUUGUCGUACAUUACAACUAGAAACAGAUCUGCCAAUAAAAUGUUACACUUCGUUCAAAUCAACUAAUCAUUUCAGUCCAAUUAUUCAUCGACGGAAAACUAUCUAACUUUAAUCAACAACCUAAACUAAACUGUCUGAAAGUAAAUUUAAUCUCAAAUUCCCGAAUGUUUUAUUAUAACGCCAAAUAAGGUAAAGGAUCUUGUUUUUAAACCAGUCUUGCCGCUUCCAAAAACCAAUAAACAUAAAUGAAUAGUUCAUAAGUUGAACACUAGUAAUUAAGACGAUUAUUUCAUGCCUUUCAUUUCAUUAGGGCAUAGAGCUUUGCAAACAAGAGUGCAUCUCUAUUAUACCUUAUGUAAACUGUCAUUUGAGUGAAGGAGACACACUCCUGUUCACAAAACCCAUGCGACCUUUUGAAAUGUUAGGCUCCAUUUGAUCGUCAAGGCUCCAGUAGACCCUCGAUUCGCAACAAUGGUCGAUACAACCAUAAUCCGAAAACCGUUAGUUCAACAGAUUAACGAAUUUUGUCCGAUAUCAUCGCACUAUUGAUUGACCGAGACUCUAUGGAAAUUUUGACAUAUCAAAAUGCUACGUAAUAAUAUUUUUUUUUUUAAUAAAUUUCAAAAUCUAUUCUAUCCUACAAUGCCUAGAAGAGGCCUCUGUUUCUGUUGUGAGUAAGCGCUGGUUUCAGAGUUCAUUUUUCAAUUUAAAAGGGGUGGGAGACGACUAAUUUGCUUCAUGAACUCCUACUCGGCCUUGGGACCACCUCUUAAGACACUGAUGGCUCCUAGCUAGGAAUUAAACCUAGACACAGCGUCGAGGCCCGCUUCGCAUGGCAAAAAUGUUGGCUGGGGGGAAGUGAUAUUAUCACGAAAUUUUAUUUUAAAGCCAACAUUGCUAACGGCGUCGAGGUCCUUACUCAUGCCCAAGGAACUAGG